AUGGCACUACUAGCCCAAUACCGCACCGUCCCAACAAUCGAAGCCACCAUCCACACAAUCAUCCACACACUCGAGCACCCAACCGAGCACAUAAUCGAUAUGCCGAACUGGGUGAACGGACUCGUAAACGAAAUCUUCCACCACUACUUCCCACCCGAAGCCGGCUGGAUGGUACUCCCCAGACGCAGUGCCGACAAUCGACAAAGCGGGCUAAUAAUGCGCGUGGGGAGAUGGGUGCCCGACAUAGCGCCGGCGCCGAGCCCGCGUCCGCGCUUUGAGGACCGCGUGGUGGCUAUCGUUACGACCACUGAAGCUGGUUAUGAGUUUGAUGUGCGGCCGGAGCUGAAUAGACUGCAUGCGUCGGGCGUUAUCGAGACCGGGGAUUACUGGGUUGCGGUGUUUGAGGGGAGCUUUGUUUCGUUCUUUUCUUGUCAUAGGGAGCCGUGGGCGGAGGUAGUAACGAGGCCGCUUGGGCCGCCGAUGCAAAUGGGGCGGAAUAUGUUUCAUAUCCGGGAUGAUUGUUUGGCGGUGGAGGAGAUGAUAAGGCAUAUGGCCUUUAGAUGA
Aspergillus puulaauensis is the source of this 564-nucleotide messenger RNA. RefSeq lists its product as uncharacterized. The transcript has a single exon. NCBI's taxonomy places the organism in Eukaryota, Fungi, Ascomycota, Eurotiomycetes, Eurotiales, Aspergillaceae. The record is from RefSeq and is a predicted model, not a curated record. The coding region runs from base 1 to 564 and encodes 187 amino acids.